Messenger RNA from Xenopus tropicalis (tropical clawed frog), 1697 nucleotides. It is a transcript of the gene ccdc38, whose product is annotated as coiled-coil domain containing 38. The transcript is spliced from 14 exons. The record is from RefSeq and is a predicted model, not a curated record. NCBI's taxonomy places the organism in Eukaryota, Metazoa, Chordata, Amphibia, Anura, Pipidae. The coding region runs from base 14 to 1612 and encodes 532 amino acids.
AGAAUGAAGCAUAAUGGCUGGAUAUGAAGAGAAGUCACUAAUAAUGUCUGAAGAGAAUUCAGGUUGCAACCAGGAGCUGCAUGACAAUCUCCAAAACCCUUUUAUUUGCCCAAAUGACUUUGAAAACAACAAGGAGAAACACUGGAAGUUGAAAGCCUGUGAUAAAAGCACUUUGGCUUCCCGAGAGAAAGCUCAGCUACGCACAAAGAAACAAACCGCCUUAGAAACUGAUAUAUCGGUUGAAGAAUGUCAGAUAUCAACAAAAAGUGAUCACAGCUGGACUCCUCCUGUUCCAAGAAAUUUCUGCAUUGAAAAGGAGUCUUUGCAUAGUUACAUACUUCAGAACAGACAGAUGUUUCGUGAGCAGUUUGCCGCAGAUGUUAAAAAAAAUGUCAUCAAAUCAAUGGAAACAGCAGUUUUAAAAGAAGAGGAAAAUGUAAAGUAUGCUGAAAAAAGACUUGAGGAGCAUGCUGCAUUUUAUGAAGAUUAUCUAGAAAAAAAUAAGAGAAAUAAAGUGGAAGCUUUUAAAAUAGCAAAUCAAGAAAUCAAAGCCAUGCUAGAAACACAUGCAGAAAUACGGGGAAAAAAUGCAGAACUUAUGGCAAUUAAGAGUGACAUUAUGCAAUGUGAAGAGUCAUUAAAGGAAUACAAGCUGUAUGAAGAAUUCCUCAGACUUUUUGCCCCACCUGAAUGGCAAGAAAGUGAAAAUCAAAGGCGAUUAAGUAGGCAACAGGCUAAAAAAGAAGAAAAAGAAAAAAGACUCUCUCUGGUAUUGCCGCCAAUACAAAAGGAAACAAUGAGCAGAAAAUUAAUGAGAAAAUAUAGUUCAAGGAGCCACCAUAACACCCGCAUCUCCAACACCGAGAGACAGCCUCCAAGGACUCCAUAUCAGAUCUUUACAGAUGACACAAAUGAGGAUUUACACACUGAUGAGGAACCAGAGUUGUAUUUUACACAUCCACAGCAACUUCUUCAAUUGUAUGCAGAACUAGAAGAUGAAUAUAUUGCUCUAAGUAGAAACUUUCAGGAAUUUGAUGAAAGUGUCCAAGAACCCCAGGAACAGGUUCUACACAUGCAGGAAAAAAUGAAUAAAACAAUCUAUACUGCCACAAACCGGAAGGCUUUGCUUAUUGAGGCCUGUACCAGAGAAGAGGAAAAAAUCAAAGAUUUAGAACAUAAAGUUGAGAUAUUUUCCUGCAGAGAACAGGACAGAAUGUUAGCAACGCUGAAUACAAAGGUUUCAGAGGUGUACAGAAUAUGCUUUGGGGAUAUGGAAGAUACUCUAAGCACACUGCAUAUGUUAGCAAAUAUUGAGCUCUAUGCGGGGGAACUGUGUGAUAAAUUAGAAUCCAUGCCAAAGGCUACUGUCCAUGCUGAAAAAAAAACCAAACGAAAGGAACGUAUAAUGAGGGCCCAAGAUGAGAAAUGUAGACUACAAAUGCAAACUCAGGAAAUGCACAUACGCCGUGCCAUAGGGAGAGCGAUGACAGAGUCAAAGAAAAAGAUAGGAAGAAAGUUAAUGAAGCGUUCUGAGCCUCCAUCAAGUAAAGUGAUUAGAAGUGAUGUUGCUAAUGCAAAAAUUCUAGAAGAACAACUGUAUUUCUUCUCAUAGGCUACCUAGCAAUUAUUCCAACAAUAAUGGAUGGUUUCAUUACUGACAUUUGUUGUACCUAAAAUAAAGGGCUGUUGUAUGCAAA